GGCAGCGCCGGCACCAUGAAGUCGCCGCUGCUUGGCCGCUUCGCGCUGCUGCUGCUGCUGCCCUGGGCGCUGCUCGUCGCCGUGGUGCUGGACUCGGAGCGCGGGCGGGCGCGGGCCCCGCGCCUGGCUGCGCCCCGGCGCCCGGCCCCGCUCCCGGCCGCGGCGGCCCCGGCCCCGGCGCCGGCGGCGCUGCCCACCAUCUAUGCCAUCACGCCCACCUACAGCCGGCCGGUGCAGAAAGCCGAGCUGACGCGGCUGGCCAACACGCUCCGGCAGGUGGCGCGGCUGCACUGGGUCGUGGUGGAGGACGCGGCGGGCCGCAGCCCGCUGGUCAGCCGCCUGGUGGCGGGCGCCGGGCUGCCCGUCACCCACCUGCACGUGCCCACGCCCCGGCGCUACAAGCGGCCCGGCCUGCCCCGCGCCACCGAGCAGCGCAACGCCGGCCUGGCCUGGCUGCGCCAGCGCCACCAGCACCUGCCGCCGCCGCAGCCCGGCGUGCUCUUCUUCGCCGACGACGACAACACCUACAGCCUCGAGCUCUUCCAGGAGAUGCGUACAACCCGCAAAGUAUCCGUGUGGCCUGUGGGCCUGGUGGGAGGACGACGCUAUGAGCGCCCUAUAGUGGAAAAUGGCAGAGUUGUUGGCUGGUACACAGGUUGGCGACCUGACAGGCCCUUUGCCAUUGACAUGGCAGGAUUUGCUGUGAGUCUUCAAGUGAUUCUCUCACACCCUAAAGCUGUAUUCAAACGCCGUGGGUCUCAACCAGGUAUGCAAGAAUCAGAUUUUCUCAAACAGAUAACAACAGUGGAGGAGCUGGAACCAAAAGCAAACAACUGCACAAAGGUUCUUGUAUGGCACACUCGAACAGAAAAGGUAAAUCUAGCUAACGAGCCAAAAUAUCAUCUGGACACGGUUAAUAUUGAGGUAUGAUCUGGAGAUGUAACUAUAUGGACAUACCUCAGAAAAUGGAUGUGACCGAAGAUGUCUGAGUUCAGCCAAUUACAUUCAAGCACCGUACAAUCUACUGCUGUGCAACAUCUUUUACCAGUCAUCUGAUGGACUUCUGUGCAGGCAAAACAGUUGUCAGAUAACCCAAUACAUACAUCAGACAGUACAAGCCAUAUGUGCUUUGUUCUAGCUUGUUUCGCAUGCAUUCCUCAACUUUCUCCCAGUUCAUUAAAUUGAUAUCCACAUUUUUGUUUUGAGAUAUAGUUUCCAUGGAGGGGGUUAAAAAUAACCCCCAAAACAGAAGACUGAAAGAUGGCUGCUGAGGAACAUUUUUAUAUAUUUUCUUGAAUUUAUCCCACUUAAAUGAUGGCAAUUAUAACUUGCUUUGGACUACAAAAUGUUGAUCACUAUAACAGUGCUGUAAUGCACCUUCCAAUUUGAUUUUUUUUGUAUAAAGCAGCUUUUUUGAGGGAAAAAUAGUCAAGUAGAUCAUACAAUAGAGAAAUGAACACACACACAAUGAUCUGUGGAUUUAUCUUUUUAAUAUAGGGAAAUAACAUUUUAUCAAUACGAGGCACCAUAAAAUGUAAACACAAUUACUGCCAUAAACCUGGAUAUAUCUGCAAGGACAAAUGUUUCCAUACGUGUCGAGUUACCCUGUAUGCAUACUGUGCAAUAAAUUCUUUAUAUAUUAGCACUGUGUAUACACGUAAGGAGCCAAAUUGCAUAUUUUGUCACAGGAAACUCAAAUGGAUCAAAUACUCAUUUUUAAAAAAUAAUAAACUAAAAAUUUGUAGAACUACA
This is a messenger RNA of Alligator mississippiensis (American alligator), 1752 nucleotides long. It is a transcript of the gene B3GAT2, whose product is annotated as beta-1,3-glucuronyltransferase 2. Gene Ontology annotation, biological process: chondroitin sulfate proteoglycan biosynthetic process; carbohydrate metabolic process. The record is from RefSeq and is a predicted model, not a curated record. The transcript is spliced from 4 exons. Gene Ontology annotation, cellular component: Golgi membrane. Lineage: Eukaryota; Metazoa; Chordata; Crocodylia; Alligatoridae. The coding region runs from base 16 to 930 and encodes 304 amino acids. Gene Ontology annotation, molecular function: galactosylgalactosylxylosylprotein 3-beta-glucuronosyltransferase activity.